ACACCGGUCCUUAUGAAGGAUAUACUUAAGGGCCCGUUUGGAUAACCAAACUGUGUUAAAACGGAUCCAACAAAUUCGGACCCUAAAUUUUGGCCCGGUAAAUUUGUUCUUUCUCCUCUCGCGAUUUUCUGUCUUCCAUUGAAAUCGAGCUCUGGUACCAGGCUAGGGUCCCAUAAUGGGUGUGGAACCGCAAAAAGACCAACCGAAAGAGAUGGACUGGAAAACUCUGGGUGGAACGGAGAGUAGUGAGGCUAAUGUUGGACCAGCUGUGAAGAAACGGCUUCCAAAAAGGAUUCGACAAGUUCCUGAGUAUUAUUUUCUUCCACGAAGAUCCUUACCAUACUCCAUCGCCUUUUAUGGGUCGUUUAUUGCUGCAGGUGUUGGUGCAGGAAUGCUACUCGAAGCAUGGAUCAAUAAGAAGGUAAAAGAGGAUGGAGGAGUCAUUUGGGAGUUCGACAAGUGAACGAUGUGUUCUUUUCAUGUUUGGAUUGCUACUGCUUUUGCCUCAAGGAGUUCACUGAAGAUGAAUAGCAUAACCAUUACUACAUGAUGAUAAAUGCUUCUUCAGCAUCCAAUUCAACUUGUAGGUUGUAAUAUUUCAGGUGCACAGUGCAGAACAGAUGUGUUGAAUUUGGCAAACAAUACUAAAACAUUAGGUCGUAUUUUUACCUUAAUAGCUUAACCUUUGAAUAAAUAGAGAGGCCAGGCAAGUGGCCUUCCUAUGAAUAUACCCUGAUACUGAAUAGUUUCGGAAACAACAUCUCUACCUUCACGAGCUAGGUGUAAGGUAUUCGUA
Molecule: messenger RNA, 796 nt
Organism: Solanum lycopersicum (tomato)
Lineage: Eukaryota; Viridiplantae; Streptophyta; Magnoliopsida; Solanales; Solanaceae
Source: RefSeq, a predicted model, not a curated record